AUGAAGCAAGAAAAGCGCGGACAAGAGCCACCAUCACCCAUAUACGAGUCUUUACCACCGCCCUGGCUACCUAAGUCUCACAGGACUGCUGAUGUCGGGUACCCUGGUUUCCAUCCGCCCCGCCCAGGACAAGAUGAGGAUGUCUUGUCUGACAAACAUAUAAAGGACGGUUUCUUGUUGCCGCUUCCUGUGCCUGAUGAGCACCAAAGUGCUUCAGUCAUAUUUCUACAGCAGGAUGCAAAGGGUGGCCGCAUACUCGAUCAGAGCGUGCUUGCAGACCUUGAGCACCUCAUGAAUGAUAUCUUUACUCGAAAGGCAGACAGUGCUGUUACUAUACAGUCAUCAGCAUUCAAGAUUCCUUCACGAGUGACCAUGAGCGAUACCAAGCGACAGACCUGGUUCGCUGAACUCGCAGACCCUGAGGUGCCCUUAAGUAAACUUGGGAAAAGUGUGCCGCAUGGUGCCAAAGGACACGAUCUACUCGACCUUCUUCAUACCAACAACGUUGCUAUACCUCGUGCAGUCUGGUUUCUUCGAGUGUUUGGCGCCAACGAGACUGCUGGUCUUAGAAACAAACCGUCUUAUAAUCCCACCCAGUACAGCGUAGAUUGGGCGAUAGUGGUGACGAGUUAUAUCAAGAAACAGCUUGCUGACAUUGCUCUACCGAGCGCCCCUAGGCCUGGAAUGAAUAUCAAACAGACAUUUAAGGGUGUCCUUUCUGAUGCAGAAAGCCGGGACCGAUGGGUUUCCCGUUUCACGUACUGCCUGAAAUUAUUGCGACCAUUCUAUGAUGAAGGUCUCGUGGACCAUCGCACUUUCCUUACAUGGAUUGUCGUUCAGAUGGCAGCCUGCAACCUUGCUCAAGCAGGAUUUGUAGCACAUUUGGCCGAUGAGUAUCUCGAUGGAGUUCUUGAAAAACGCCCACUCGCGAAACCCCUUUUAGACGCAUGCAUCGCGAAAUUGAACGAAGUCAGGACGACUUCUGCUCAGGGUCACCUGAACAAGCUUGAAGAGAUUCUGAAGUCUCUGAUUCAGCGCAUUUGUGUAGCCCUUCCGGACACAUUUGUUUCUCCCAGAACAUGGCUAGCGCACUCAUUGCUCUUGUGUUCUGCACUUGCGGGCCCGGCCGAUAGUGGCCCUAGUGACUGUCGACGACGUGAUUUUCAGCAGUUGAUUUCAGACAAUCUUAGAGAUAUUCAGCGUCGCAAUGACGCCAUGCUAUUUCGCAAUCUCCCACCACGAAAACUCGAGCGUCUUGGGUCCCUGGUUGUUGAUAUUCAAAUUCUAAAUUCAAUCUGCAGUAGCACGGACAUGUCCACUAUAUCAUUUUUCUCUUCUCAAAUUCCUGAUUCAAGCUCAAGCUUUGUCGACAAACUCGACACUUUGUUAACGUGGGCUGUGACGUCACUGCAGUAUGGCUCUCAUCGUCCGUAUGCCGCUGUAACCCUUCUCCAAGCAUAUCAUGAACGCAACGCACGCCGCGAACUAUCUUCAGCCACCCUUCACGAUUAUCUCUUCGAUUGGCUCGACUCCAAACCAGUUGUCCGGGAGGCUGGCAAUCUUAGGGCAGUAGCGGGUCUGUUCGGCAAAUUGAUGAAGAGUGGGCUCUUUGACUACGCAGCUUAUGUGCAGAGACUCGUUGCGAGAGGCGAAGAGGGGCUCUCUUUGAGCGAGCCCGACGGAACAGCCUCCUUUCAUCGUAAUCUCCUUCGCUGGAUACCAUUACAUAACACGACAGCAUCUCUUUCAAACCAGCGCAAAGUCAUAGUCUACGGAGCGCGUGCACGACAAACCCCUGAAGAUGUCUGUGAACGUGAAAUGCGAAGGGAAAUCCGCGCAAUCUUGCCACUUGUGUUUGGUGGGGACACCCUUCCGCCUCCAGUUUCUAUGACAUCUCUCCAAACCAGCUGUCCUACUGUACUCGGCGCACCAUGUUUUGAGCAAGUGCGAACGAUCAAACAAUGGUUACUUCCGAAUCUACACAAAUUUACCUCGAGAUCGCAAUCAUUAGAUGAGAUCAGUACCCUGAAGACAUACAGUACGGCGGUUGAACUCUUAAGUUACACUCAUAGCUAUGGCUCCUUACUGGAGCUGAGUCUUUCGGUCUUGUCCCAGACAACCCACGCAGAAUUAUUGACCGCAGUCGGGGAAGUUUUCCACCGUUUCGCAACUAUAUGGACGGCAAUGAACGUCACUGGCACGAUUACUUCCACACUCUAUUCUACUUAUUUGCUCUGGAGAACGCAAGGGGGGAAAACCAGAUCUCUCCUGACCUUGAUUAUUGAGAUGGACAAUGGACGACAGCUAGAUGCGACGGCCAAAACUCAGGUGGACAACGACAUCGCGGCGUUCACACACGCGCUGGCUCCUAAGACAGAACAUCCAGAAGCCGUUCCGUCAGUCAUGCCUGAAAUCCUACUUCUAGCUGAAGAUUCCAAGCCGGACGCUCCAUCGAUUCUCGCAAACAGCCUCUGGUACAGAUAUCGUACGUCCGGAGACUGGGCAUGGAAAGUCUGGGACAAUAUUGUUGCUUCGUUACGCCAAGUUCCCGUCAUGAGCGAAGAUCACGAGCUUCGUCACACAUACGCACUUCGCUAUGGUCAGUUUCUACUUAAUGUCGACCACCACCUUCCUGGUGGUAUCGAUAAUGACGUACUCCAAUGGUUUCUCGGUACUGGAAAAAGUGAAGUGCUAGGAUUGACGCUUGAAACGUGGGAUGUACUUAGAGUCGUCCUUCUCUUCUUAUGUGUCCAUGGAGCGCUAUCGACAACCACGCUGCUUCAAGGACUAGUUUACCCUGCCUGGCAACUGGGAGCCGACGCAGGCCCUCUCUAUCAGCCACAUAACAUGGAGACGUUUAUACAGGCAGCCAGUGAGCUUUUUGACGCCCUCGUGCUCCAGGAGGAGUGUUCAAUCAGUCCUAUCGUCCCGCAAGAACUCCUUGAUGCGCAACGGAUUCGCACUUGGCGACAGGAUGCCUUUCGGGAACCUCAUUUCACCCUUCUCGCCAGUAAUAUACCGAAUCUAGUGCUCCUGGAACAUAAUGAUGUCGUUUCAGAUGGACUUCGCGGAACUGCGCGAGACCUUCGCUUGCGGACGUGCGAGAGUCGCGAUAUCAGACAAUCAUGCUAUCGCAAUCUUGAUGCUGUCCGCAAGGGCUUCGAGCACCCGAUCCAGUCGGGAAUGGUUGCAGAAACACUUUACGAACCGCUUGUCAACGCACUGAAAAUGAUUUUGAGUGAAUCGAACGAAGAUACAGAUGUCAACUCGUUUUUAAGCACUGGGAUAUCAUCCGUUCUGAGCCCAUGUACACUGGCGGCGACUGCAGUUCAGCUGCAGUUUGGGCUGAGGCAACUCGGAAGGGCGCUUGCUUGUGAGUCGACGAAGCAGGGUGCAAGUGCAUCGCUCGACAAAAUGACAUCCUUGAUCUUCCACCAUUCGAUGGCCUCGGAAGAAGCGUACUUCAUCGCGGAGAUGGCCAGGGGUGUCGACGGACCAGUGGCAAUUAAAUUCAUAAAUAACGGCUUCAAGAGUAUCGUUGAUAUUCUUAACCGAGCCCCUACUCCUUCGACUCCCGAAUCAUUGCUAGCGCGGGUUGGCCGUGCAGGCGAGGUGCUUCGCGUACUAUCGCAUGUCUCAGAGCCACUGCGAGAGGAAGGAACUGGACUAGAUCUUGAUGUCUCAACACAAGAGCGACUUGCAAAAAUCAUUCUGGAGUCGUUUCAAUUCGCAAAUGUGAUGUUUUCCAAAACGACUGAUAGCUCGCUGCGUGUUAUCACCGAAGCUGUCAUAUUUUUGGCUCGACUGCUUCAAUUCGACCUUGUUCUCUUUGACCUUGUCGUGAUUCAUGCAUGCGGCCCUGCACAAGACGCUGUUGCGUUCGCGCUUCUUCUUGAUACCUUGUACUUCCUCAUAGACGAUCUUUUCCUACACUCCAAAACUUCAUCGCCAGACCCAUUCAAGUAUUACCCCACGAAACUUCAGUCACCUCAUCUGCAUUCCCUCCCUAGUUCACAUCGUAUACGACUUCUGACACUCUUUCCACACCUCCGGCCGAAUGCCGUUGUCCAAGAUCUCGCCCACGCUCAUCGAGACAGCACAGGCCUCCUCGUCUACGGCGCACCUGUUCAGAACCGCCCAUGGGAAUGGAUUGAGAACCUCGACAAAGACGAUGGCGUGAUCCGAAACAAUGCCUCUCUAUCGCUCGAAUUGUUCGGGGCGAAGGCCACGGGCGAUCAUUUGAUGGGCUAUGUGCAAGAUGAAGAGCGUUGCGUACCAACGAGACUAGAAGGUGUCUUUGAGGAUAACAUAACGGCCGAGAGCGUGUUCCAUCGAGACUGGCGCGAAACACGACUUCCAGCGCACUCUGACGUUCGUGCUGGGGAGCGCGGGAUAGGAGAGGGGGAAGACGAGCUGGGGACUCUGCCUAUUUUUGGAUUGCAGAAGCCUGGGUCGAGAAGGGCAUCGCCUGCUUCGUCAGUGCGUUCUCGGGGAUCAGUCAGUUCGGUACGUCGUAGUCCAGGGUCGCUCUCGGGCAAUCGGUCUGCCGUUUCUACGAGGGAGGGUACCGGGGAGAGUAUUGGUUCUGGUCCAGCAGCAGGGCGCAAACGAAAAGCUUCGGCUUCUGUGGAUGAUGACGACGAAGUCGAAAUAAUUGAGGGGCCUGCAUCAGUAAACCUGAAGAAGGCCAAAAUGAAGCCCAAACCAAAGACAAAGUAGUUAUAUAUAUCUUCUUGGCCCGUCUUGAUCAUGUGAAUCAGCAUGUUGUCUUGUUUACAUUGUGUCUGGUAUAAUGAUGCAUACAGUGCAGGUGUUGUACCAUAGUUUAGUUUAUGGUAUACAUACGUAUGAUAGAAUAUGCAAAUAACGUAGAAGGAUGGAGAAUUUCUGUACAGUACACUAGAGCUAAUCAUCGAGGGAAAAAGCCGUCAAAUGGACCUGCCUGCUGCCCAUGACCAAUAUUAGAAGACUCCCGGCGAGUGUCAGGUUGCCGAAGAACGCUCCCGACGAUCGAAACCAUAUCUUUGACUACAAAGUUUACAACCGGUUUUCCUGUGAUCU
This is a messenger RNA of Suillus discolor, 5061 nucleotides long. RefSeq lists its product as uncharacterized. Gene Ontology annotation, molecular function: transcription coregulator activity. The record is from RefSeq and is a predicted model, not a curated record. Gene Ontology annotation, cellular component: mediator complex. Lineage: Eukaryota; Fungi; Basidiomycota; Agaricomycetes; Boletales; Suillaceae. The transcript has 17 exons. Gene Ontology annotation, biological process: regulation of transcription by RNA polymerase II. The coding region runs from base 1 to 4719 and encodes 1572 amino acids.